AUGGAGGUAGUUGGAGUUGGGGUUGACAGAAUGACGAGUGAGGAUGAGGCUGCACUUAUCUCUCAUACCCCCCUUCCCACCACUGCGUGCAGCCCCACCCCGCCCCAGACAGCUCAGCUGAGAGGGCUGGAGGGUGAGUUGAGGCCGGUGCGACAACCACAUGCAACCCAGCCACAUGGGCCGGCGGUGCUUCACUCAUCUCUCGCUGGACCAGGUCACCCUCCCUCCCUUACAGACCUGGAGGCGUCGGAGCCCUCAUCGGGCUUGGGGGCGGCUGUAUCUGACUUGCUGGCGAUACAGAACACUGGCAUACCCCUCCCUACUCCCACCCCCCCGGCCCCAGAACCGUUUCACCCUUCUCCGAUGGAGACCGAUCUGAUCUUCAGACCAUGCGCCUCGGACGCAGAUGUAGGUGCACCACUCUUGCCUGCCUCUCCCCACCCAUCCCCAUCACCAGCCCCACCUAUCACCACGUCAGAUAGUUCCGAGGGCACGGCCACGGCCGACCCCACCGACACAGUGACGUCACCAGACGAGGUCUUGAGGGUCCGUGGUGGGUAUCUAGACAUCCUCUGCGCCAUCUUAGCGCGGGUCUCCCAGGACCCAGAGGCACCAGGCCCUGGCACCGACGCUCCUACUGGCUCCGGCGACACCGCCAGAGUGUUCAAACACGGCCGCCAUUGCAGCGCACAUCAUCCGUUUUGGACGAGCCUGCUCGCCGUGUACCAGCUUUGGCUACGAGGCUACUGCGCCCCGGCAGCUCGGUCGCUAUUGGCAUCGUCCACCCUGGUCGCUCUCGCGAAACCGAACCUGGAUGUGCGUCCUAUCGCGAUAGGUGAGGUUUUGAUUCGCAUCCUUUCUCGCGCAGUAUGCUUGCAGCUGCGGGACCAGAUGGCUAGAGUUUUCCUCGCGUCACAGCACUUUGGGGUGGGCGUUACCUGUGGGACAGAGGUCGUGGUUAGAGGCAUUCGUCGCUCCCUGGAUGACCACCCUGAGUGGGUGGUUCUUCAGCUGGACGUGGCGAACGCCUUUAACUCGUUUCAUCGAGACGCCAUGUUCCAGGCCCUCUACACUAGUGCUGAGUUCCGCUGUCUUAUUCCUUUCAUUCGCCUUUUCUACGGGACACCCUCCGAUCUCCUCUACCGAGCAAAUGGAGGGGUGACCACCAUUCACUCGGAGCGCGGGACCCGUCAGGGCGACCCGCUCAACCCCUUCCUGUAUGCCCUCACACAGCGCGUGGCUCUACAGCCAGUUCUAGCUGAGGGCGAUGUCCAGCUAUGGUCAUACGCAGAUGACACUUACGUGCUGGGCCCUCCUUCCACGGUGCUACACCACUUUGCAGAGAUUGUGAGGCACUUGCGCGAGCUGGGCCUUGUGGUCCAGCCACACAAGUGUCUCGUCUACGGCAGGGAUUUUGUGACUUCCAGGGAGGUGGAGGCCUUCACGAGUCUGGGGAUUGAGGUCGCUCGCAGAGGACUCACCGUCACGGGAGUGCCAGUGGGCUCUGACGCUUUUGUGGAGAGGAGCCUACCAGAGCGUCUGGAGAGGAUGGGGCGCGUGUUGCCGUGGCUUCCGAGACUGCGCCAGCCCCAGACAGCGGCCCUAUGCGGCGCGAGCUUCCGACAGAGCUUUGCAUCGGAUGAUGUUGACCAGAUCGAUCGAUCACUGCGGACAGCGUUGGAGGGCCUCCCACGUGACAUCCUCUCUCUCUUCCCCCCUUGGCACUCUUGUGUCUCUGCUGCCCCUGAUUCUCUUUUCACAGGAGUGAGCCACGUCUUGGAGGCGCGGGCUUUGGAGUCAUUCCGGGCCCGUCACACUAACCCCUUGCACCUUGCCCGUUUGACAUCCCUUCAGGGCGAAGGUGCAGGCGCGUGGUUGACGGCGGUGCCGUACGCAGACUCGCUGCGCAUCCCAGAGGCGCAGUGGCAGAUGGCCUCAGCUUUCUGUCUUGGCCUCCCUAUCCCCCAACUAGCCCUCGCAGGUCGGUGUUCUUGUGGGCAGGCGAUCUACGACAUGACGGUACCUCACCACGUGGUGCGGUGCUCCCGCUUCGGCAUCGCCACGGUCAUCCACGACACCGUGAAAUGCAUGCUUCGGGACUUUGCUUCUGAGGCAGGUUUCGCGAUGAAGGUGGAAGACACCACCUUGAUUCUGCACCUGGAGGAAGCUAGAGCGCGACUGCAGGGACUCUCGGGGACGGGGGACGGGGUACCGGGACAGUCAGGGGCACCGUGGGGACAGUAG
This is a messenger RNA of Closterium sp. NIES-65, 2244 nucleotides long. Lineage: Eukaryota; Viridiplantae; Streptophyta; Zygnematophyceae; Desmidiales; Closteriaceae. The record is from the annotation of a GenBank genome assembly.